Messenger RNA from Penicillium antarcticum, 855 nucleotides. Its product is annotated as DUF3431 domain-containing protein. Bases 1 to 855 code for a protein of 284 amino acids. The transcript is spliced from 2 exons. Lineage: Eukaryota; Fungi; Ascomycota; Eurotiomycetes; Eurotiales; Aspergillaceae. The record is from RefSeq and is a predicted model, not a curated record.
AUGCUAUUUGCCCCUAGUGGCCCACAGGGCCCUCGCCGUCGCAGUCGGCUCAAGGCCAUCCUUCUUACCAUAUUCAUCGUCCUCGCCCUGUACCUGCUAUUCUUCUCCCACUCCAGCACAAGGUCCCCCGUGACGGCCGACACGGGCAGCUAUGCGCAACGACAUGGAUCAGCAGCGCCAUCAUCGGUAGACGAGCUGGCUCGUCCGGCCAUGCGUAAGCGCAAGGAGAUGGUUGUGGCCAGCAUGAAGAGUGAUGACACGUCAUGGCUGUCGAAAUACUUCCCAGACUGGACGAAAAGCAUCUACGUAGUAGACGACAAGCGCGCACCGUUGACCGUGACUAUGAACAAAGGGCGCGAGUCGAUGGUCUAUCUAACCUACAUUAUCGACAAUUACGACAACCUACCAGAGACAAUGCUCUUCAUCCAUUCGCAACGAUAUCAAUGGCACAAUGACGACCCCUACUACGACGGCGUUCCCCCGCUACAAAAUUUCCAGGUCCCAUAUCUCCAACAACAGGGAUACGUCAACCUGCGCUGUGUUUGGACACUCGGAUGCCCGACGGAGAUCCGCCCGUUGACGGAUACCCACCGCGACGCCGUACACGCGGGGGAGUACUUCAAGACGGGAUUCAUGGAGCUAUUCCCAGGGGUCCCAAUCCCGGAGGAAGUGGGCGUAUCAUGCUGCGCGCAAUUCGGCGUCUCCCGCUCCAAGGUACUGGAGCGACCGCGCAGCGACUACGAGCGCUUCCGCACUUGGCUGGUGAAUACAGAUUUACCAGAUGACCUGAGUGGACGAAUUAUGGAAUAUUCAUGGCAUAGUAUGUUCCCCCAACCUCUGCACAUUGAGGGAUAG